AUGCCAUACAACGUAAUUAGCCCGACUGCUCGUCAAAUCUGUACCAGUCUGGUGGAGGCAGCCCCAAAUUCCAAUGACUACACACUCGCACAAUUCGUCGAACAGACGAGGAAUUUGGCAGCUCGUGCUGAUCCAUGUUGUUGUUGCCAUGCCGACAAUAGCGAUCGCCUGGCAGCCUGUUGGACAUUUGGUCUUGUCGUCAGGGCGACGAUAGUC
This is a messenger RNA of Protopolystoma xenopodis, 216 nucleotides long. NCBI's taxonomy places the organism in Eukaryota, Metazoa, Platyhelminthes, Monogenea, Polystomatidea, Polystomatidae. The record is from the annotation of a GenBank genome assembly.